This is a messenger RNA of Sorghum bicolor (sorghum), 1127 nucleotides long. Its product is annotated as probable calcium-binding protein CML22. The record is from RefSeq and is a predicted model, not a curated record. Gene Ontology annotation, molecular function: calcium ion binding. The transcript has a single exon. Lineage: Eukaryota; Viridiplantae; Streptophyta; Magnoliopsida; Poales; Poaceae. Bases 100 to 816 code for a protein of 238 amino acids.
UCCAUACUCCAUGGCCCAUGGGAAAGCUUUGCUUGUAGUUGUAGCACACCACCGGCCAGAAGGCAAAUACAGUGACAAGCCCACACGGUGUCGUCCACCAUGCUGUCAUCGUCCUCCCCUCUCGUUAAGCUCCCUCUCCUGCCGCGCGGCCUCCUCUCUUACCUCCCCACAUCCAUCCUCCCGAGUGGCCGCGAGAGCACUGCCACGCCCGCCGCCGCCAACGCACCCUCCACGCCGCCUUCUUCUCCCAAGAAGAUGUCGUCAUCGUCCGCACAGCAGCAGCAGCAAGCGGGGAACGGGGGCAGCAGCAAGAAGGCGGACUCGGCGGAGCUGGCGCGCGUGUUCGAGCUGUUCGACAAGAACGGAGACGGCCGCAUCACGCGGGAGGAGCUGGCGGAGUCCCUAGGCAAGCUGGGCAUGUCCGUGCCGGGCGACGAGCUGGCGUCCAUGAUCGCGCGCAUCGACGCCAACGGCGACGGGUGCGUGGACGUGGAGGAGUUCGGGGAGCUCUACCGAGCCAUCAUGGCCGGCGACAGCAGCGCCAACGGCGCCGGGAAGGAGGGGGAAGCUGGUGGCGAGGAGGAGGACGACGAGGACAUGCGGGAGGCGUUCCGGGUGUUCGACGCCAACGGCGACGGGUACAUCACCGUGGACGAGCUCGCCGCGGUGCUGUCGUCGCUGGGCCUGAAGCAGGGCCGCACCGCGGAGGAGUGCCGGCGCAUGAUCGGCCACGUCGACCGCGACGGCGACGGCAGGGUCGACUUCCACGAGUUCCGCCAGAUGAUGCGCGCCGGCGGGCUCGCCUCGCUCGGGUGACCGUGACCGUCGUCGUCGUCCUGCUGCACCUGGCGACCUGGCUAUGCAGCGCCGCGCGCUGCAUCUUCAUGCUUGAUUCGUACUAGAACCUGUAGAUAUUGCUUUGGAGUGGAGGGGAGCUCACGUAACCACGCUGUUCCACCUCCCUUCUUUUGUUGCUUUGUUCGUUAGAGUUGAUUGAUGGGCUUGCUAAUUAGCUAGUACUAUUUGUGUUGGUUGUUGCUCGUAAGAAUUGCUCGGGGACAAGGUUAUUUGCCCCUGUUUUAUUCAGGUCUUCCUUCUAUCAAAGCAAAGACUGCAUGCAUGGGCCA